UCACUUACCACCGGCCAGGAGGGUUUGAUCCCCUACAACUUCGUGGCCAUGGCAAACAGCCUGGAGCCUGAGCCGUGGUUCUUCAAAAACAUUGUCCGCAAGGAUGCGGAGCGGCAGCUUCUGGCGUCAGGCAACACGCACGGCUCCUUCCUCAUCCGGGAGAGCGAGACUUCCAAAGGGUCCUACUCGCUGUCGGUGAGGGACUUUGACCAGAACCAGGGUGAGACGGUGAAGCACUACAAGAUCCGCAACAUGGACAACGGGGGGUACUACAUCUCCCCCCGCGUCACCUUCAGCAGCCUGCACGAGCUGGUGGAGUAUUACACACGCAGCUCCGAUGGGCUGUGCACCCGCCUCGGCAAGCCCUGCCGGACCCAGAAGCCGCAGAAGCCGUGGUGGCAGGAUGAGUGGGAGGUGCCGCGGGAGUCGCUGAAGCUGGUGGAGAAGCUGGGAGCGGGGCAGUUUGGAGAAGUCUGGAUGGGCUUCUACAACGGCCACACCAAGGUGGCCAUCAAAAACCUGAAGCAGGGCAGCAUGUCACCCAGCGCCUUCCUGGCAGAGGCCAACCUCAUGAAGAACCUGCAGCACCCGCGGCUGGUGCGGCUCUACGCCGUGGUGACGAAGGAGCCCAUCUACAUCAUCACAGAGUACAUGGAGAAGG
Messenger RNA from Leptosomus discolor (cuckoo roller), 661 nucleotides. The record is from RefSeq and is a predicted model, not a curated record. NCBI's taxonomy places the organism in Eukaryota, Metazoa, Chordata, Aves, Leptosomiformes, Leptosomidae.